Alternaria arborescens is the source of this 1683-nucleotide messenger RNA. RefSeq lists its product as hypothetical. Lineage: Eukaryota; Fungi; Ascomycota; Dothideomycetes; Pleosporales; Pleosporaceae. The transcript is spliced from 3 exons. Bases 1 to 1683 code for a protein of 560 amino acids. The record is from RefSeq and is a predicted model, not a curated record.
AUGGCAUCAAAUAGCCAUGCGCAAGCCGGCUUAACAAGACUGAGCACGACCAAGCGGACAUAUAGAAGGGAUUCGCUGUCUUCCUCCAGGACGCGUGAUUCGGGUUAUAACAGCGAUCCUGAUUCCCUCUCGCCCUUGGAAGCGGGGACGUUGGAUCAGGGCAUUCUUUUCGCACCCCUUCCACCUGUGCCGAGCAUUCUUGUCAACAACAAAGCUACCUUUCCUAAGAAAUGCUACGUCGAUAGGCCUUGGUUGGCUAGCCAGAACUGCGUCACUAGCAACCCUGCAGAACUCAUCAUCAGUCAGGCAUUCCUCCAAUCCACAUCUCCAGAGGCUCCAAAAAUAGGACCUGUCGGGACUUUGCUUGACUUUCCACGUAAGGAUACCCCUAAAGAUAGGCAUUCGUCGGACGAUGAAGAUAUAGAGCGGUGGAUCAACGACAAUCUCCCAUCCAGCAAGCGCCCUAGGGAACGAGUAACAUCCAUCGUUUCCAUCUCAUCCACGAGCAGUUGCGACAUGCAUACCAACACCGACUUUAGUGACGACGAGAUGGAUCAUAAUGUGAAGGCUAUACGGCGUUUUCCGACUUCCAUCCUGAAGAUUAUUGACCUUAUCUUACGCAAAGUCGAGAUCAACCUCCGCAACGCGGCUUACAAGCAAUGUGCGGGAAGUAAAGCCGCGCACACCCAAGGUAGAGGCACACUCUCUUCAAGCCAGAGCAGUCGUAAAACAUCAGUGAGCUCAGGAACCAAACGCAAGUCCCGUUCAGAAGGCAGUCCGCCACCAGAGGACGAUGACGAUGAUGGUUCAAACAAGCGACGCCGAGGCUCCACGGCAACUACCACCGACGAUUCUGAGACUGGAGCAAAGUUUGCGUGUCCGUUCUACAAACAUGAACCGGACAGGUAUCGCAACAGGCGCACUUGUCCUGGACCUGGUUGGCCAUCCGUCCAUCGAAUGAAAGAACACCUCUAUCGAUCACAUUCCCAGCCGAUAUUUUGUCCAAUCUGCUACGAGACCUUCACUUCAGACAAGGCGCAAUCAACUCACGUACGUCUGCGACAGUGCGAGAAUUCACCGCCUCGGGAAAUUGAAGGAAUCGACCGUGAGACUAUUCGGACCCUGAAGAAGCGCACCCCUGCGUAUAUGCUAGAGGAGGACAAGUGGAGAGACGUAUAUCAGGUCCUCUUUCCAGAUGUGGCUGACGCUGAGAUACCCAGUCCAUUCUACGAUUGCGAUUCACCAAGCGAAACAUCGCGACGCUUCCGCAGAGAUCUUCUGCAUCGCGUACAUCAAGAACUGCUUGUCGAGGCCGGACAAGUACCUAGUCCUGUCGAGCGAGAGAUUAUGCAGCGCGUGGCCCAAAUCGUGCGCCGUUGCGAGCAAGAUCUGCUGAAUCAAGCGCAACCGACAUCUUUCAACCCGACGCGACGUAGUAGCGCCAUUUCUAUAAGUAGUGCGCCCCAUGCCCCGCCUCUACCCGAGCCUACUCCGAUUGUCGAGCCAGAUGCUCCGUCGUUCAUUCCCGAGCCUACGAUCGAUUGGGGCUCCUGGAACUACCCGUCGUACAAUCCAUUCGGUCUAGGAAUCGAUUGGGAAGCUGCGUUCCCAUCUGGGUCUCAGAUGCAGUAUACAGGUAGUGACGAGACGGCUGCAAGCUUUUUGGUGCCAAUGCGGACGUAG